ACUCACUUCAUAUAACGGCGUGCAUGAGCCCUGUGGAGAAUUUUCACUGAGGAGGGAUGCGUUAAAAGUCAGACAGGGAUAACUGCGAGUUAAUUUGUAACAACUGGGACACUUUUAACAGAGCGAAGACACUUUAGCAGACUGCGCCAUGGCUGGACUCAAGGUAAGGAAGCGUUAAACUUCUAUUAUCAUCUCUAUUAUAACAAAGCUUUGUUGCCCCUCAAGUUUCAGAUUAUUGCAGCUGCGAAGUUUGCAUCAAUGUGCAAAACUCUGUAACAGCAGAUUACACACAGAAUCAUUUAAAUCCUUCAUGAGAAGUGCGCAAAGUUAAUCCAACAUCAUUUACUAAAACCGAAGCUGUGUGACUGAAUGAAGGGCGGUGUGGCCUCCGACCAAUCAGAACGCAGCAUUCAGCAGCUGCCCAGAUGUUGUCUGACACUCGAAACAGCCUCACAGGGUCCAAAUAGUUCAUCAAAAAAAGCCUAGUUUUAUUUAUUCACGUGUUUGUGCAAUAAUAUUUAAAAAAUGAAAGUAUCCUACAUUUUGGCGUCCCAUUUAGCCCGUUAAUGGUUCUCUGUUUAACCUAUUUUUUGUCAUAAAACCUUUUAUUUCUCGACAAAAGCAUUGUUUUUGCUCGACAGCAUGAGAUUGCAUUCUCAAUAAAGUAUGAUGUAGGCAGUACGCGUGGAUUUAUGUCGGUUCCCUGUCAGAGGUUUUAACUCAAAAGUGCUUUAACAAUACAUGUGACAAAAUGACUCGCUAUAAAUGACAUUUCACGCGGUGUUUUGUUUUGGGAAACAUGUUUGCGUCUUUUACCUGCUUUGCCACUGUGUCAACCUGCAGAAAACCCCAACUUGUACUCUAUUCCUUGAAAACUACAGCCGCGAAUGUUUUACGCACAUAUGGAAACGAUCGAUGCUUGUGCGUGCACUUUUUACAGACUAACAGUGAGUCAGCAAGUUUUCUUUACAUCGUGCCAAGUACAUUUUUGGGAGUGAUACUGCAGCUGAUUUAGGUUUGUGUGGAAGGACAGAGUAAUAAUCUUGUUGGAAUAUUGAUCAAAAAGCACCGUGGAGGAUGUUUGAGUAAUUAGUCUGUCUCUGUAACACAAAAAUAAUAGAUGACUGCAAGGGGGGAAAUUUGGCAUAACUGCAGUUUGUUUUAUCAUGGAUCUAAUGUGAAUCAAUGUGAUAACAAUUAACAAAAAGACAAGGCUUAAUGACAAGCCUUCAGAUUUAAUUAUAACCAGCGUGAACACAUUUAUCCUGCAUUACAAUGAAGCCGCAUGGUGUUUACAUGUGUAUUUGUUGUUUUUUACUUUAACUUUGCUCAACUGGAGAGUUGAAUUUCUGCUCUUUUGUUGCAGUACAUGAGCGGGUUUGGGAAUGAAUUCUCCUCUGAAGACCCUCGCUGUCCUGGAUCCUUACCUGAGGGACAGGUGACACACAUACUAGGACACACACUUUCACUUUUGCUACUCUGGCUUUGAUUUAUUCAAAUAAUUCACUAAUUUCACUACUUUUUGCUCGCUUAAAUGAAUCUCAUGAAUACUUGAUGUCACACCACAGGAGUUAAGAGCUGUGACAUUUCCAUGACCAUGUGAUUCCAAGAUGGUUUAUGUAUCUCCAUCACGAAUUUACACACAUGCUGAACUGUGUCCCCUCAGAACAAUCCUCAGGUCUGUCCCUACGGCCUCUAUGCAGAGCAGCUUUCCGGCUCUGCCUUCACCUGCCCCCGACCAGCCAAUAAAAGAAGGUAUUUGUCUUUCUAAUCAGCCUCCUUAUCAUUUUAACACAAAUUUAAAUACAAACUUCACUUUGUUUUGUUCUUCCAGCUGGUUUUACCGCAUCUUGCCGUCUGUCAAACACAAGCCGUUUACCCCAGAGCCGUGUGGGAACCUGACAGAGGACUGGAACGAGGUGGAGCCCGAUCCAAACCAGGUGCGGAGGAGCUGAGAAAUUUCCAGACCAUGAUGUGUUUGGAUUCAAGUCAAGAAACUGCUUUGAGAACUCUUUCCAGUUUAAUUUCUUCUUAAACAUCCAAUAAUCACGCCGAAUUUUACUUCUUAAACUUUGCUUCAUCUACCUAUAACACUUAAUAAACAUCAAAGUCAACUUUAUUGUCAAAUAUGUUGUACAUGUUAAACAUACAGCACAGAUGAAAUUUCAGUCCUCUCAGACCCACGGUGCAUAAGAAUAAACUAUAAAAGUAUAAAUAUAAGAAUAAUCAACUGAGCUAAAUGAAAGACUACCUUAAAUACUCUCAAUUUACAAAAUAAAGAUAACAAUAAACAGCAAAACAGUAUGACAGUGUAAUAAAUAUGAGGAGGAAGGUGAAUGUAGACAGUAUGGCAGUCCUGAUGUGGACGUAAUAGUGCAAUAAUGACAAGUACAUUGUAAUACAGUAGUAAUAAUGGUGCACUGAUGAGGGAUAAAGUGAAAGUGUGCAGUCCUGAGGUGAUGACAUUGCUAUGAGCUGUAAUGAAUUCUUAUUAUCACUCGCAAUAAUUAUUUUAAAGUCUUGUAGAUGCAUUUAUAAAGCUUUACAAUAUCCUGUCAGGGUAUUUGAAACCUCCAAUAUCUUAAUUUUUGUUUGUACAUACUGACUGAGACUGCCUCUGAUUCUUUCUCCCACAGCUGCGAUGGCUGCCAUUCACCAUCCCCAAAUCAACAGAGAGGAAAGUGGACUUUGUUGCUGUGAGUGUGACUUUUCCUCUCCACGUUACUUUAUAAUUAAAGCUCCUUAAUUCACACUCAACAAUUAUGUUCAUUUCUAUGCCGCAGGGUCUGCAUACCGUCUGCGGGGCUGGGGAUGCCAAAUCUCGCAACGGCAUCGGCAUCCACAUGUACACCUGCAACACUUCCAUGGUUGACAGGUGUGUGUAUUUGUGUGCAAAUGUGUCCCAUUAUGUGACAAAUAGAUGCAUUUUUCACGUAUCAAACAGCUACAAAAUCUUUGGUUACACUUUGACAAUCAUUUCGAGGCUCGCUUUUUUUCUCAUUUCAGGUGCUUCAACAACUCAGACGGGGACUUUUUGAUCGGUGAGGAAAAGGGAUGUUGAUGUUUUCACUGUCAUCUACCACAAGAACAAAGAUAAGACCCAUCCUCAAUACUUAUUCUUCUUCAAAGUUUUCCCUUUUUUUUUGGUCUGUUUGUCUCUGUAGUCCCCCAGCAGGGUGAGAUUUUGAUCACCACAGAGUUCGGGAAGAUUAUGGUCGAGCCCAACGAGAUCUGUGUGAUCCAGGUGAGGUCUACAUUUCUACCUCCCUACUUUUCAUUCCAAAUACAGCAUUGUGUCUGCACUCUUGUCCCACUUCCAUAUUUAGAGAAACAUGUUGUUGUACUUUCUAAAACUGACCUCUGGAUACAAAUAAAGCCUGACCACGAUUUCCAAUCCCACACUUUAUCUCUUUUUGAACACAUCAGUCUAUUAGUUCCCUUAUUUAUAAAAGCCACAAAUUUACUUUCACCGCCACUUUUUAUGUGUUUUGUCCAGCAAGGGAUGCGCUUCAGUGUGGAUGUUUUUGGGGAGACUAGGGGCUAUAUCCUGGAGGUGUAUGGAUCCCACUAUGAGCUUCCUGAUCUUGGACCCAUAGGUGUGUAUAUGAUUCUGCCUUGACAGCUGCAGGUCAACCUCUCAGUGUCUCUGUUCUCUAACAAAAAAUCUGAAAAUAUGAUAUUCCUCAUAACUCAAGUACGGCCUCACAGAGCUAUUAGCCUGGCUGUAUCAUUGAUUAAAAGGUUUAUUGUUUUAUUCAGCAAAUGGAUAACUAUACGCAUUUAUGAUUUGCAGGAGCCAAUGGUUUGGCCAACCCAAGAGAUUUCCUGUGUCCAGUUGCUUGGUAUGAGGAUCGCACAGUGACCACAGGUUACACCGUCAUCAACAAGUACCAAGGAAAGCUCUUUGCGUGCCAACAGGUGCUUUUUCAAACAUUUCAGUCCGUGCACAGUCAAAAUGUACACACACAUACUCGAUGAAAGAGACCCAGAUAUAUACCAUAUUUGCACUAUUACCCUAUUUAGGUUAGUGUUUGCUACAUUAAACACCAUCCAACCGCAACAGUGACUAGCUGUCCAAGUGAAGCAUAUGAUCCAUUAGCUGCUGCUGCACGCCGACUGAACUGCCGUCUCUGAUGAUUUAAUCUGGAAGCGUUAGCUGUUACCCAUUCAGCAGGUUUCCGCCUCGCCUCCUUUAUGAGCCUUAAUCACUUAUAAUUAGUUAAGGCAUGUAAUGGAGUUGCAGACAGUGUACCUGUGAAGCUUUGCUUUGUGAAAAACCUUUCCCAAGUUAAGCAUUAAUUUCACAGUAUUUCACACUAGAAAUGAUCCUGCCCCUCCUGAAAUGUCCUGUUGGGCGCAUAAUUGAAUCGACACAUAAUGUCUGACAGGAGGUUUUUCACUGAGACAGGAGGAGGUGGGAGGAGAGCUUUAUCAGGGUGGGGGUUACCGGGUUGUAACCGUGGAAACCACGGUUAUUAUUCAUCAUGGGAAGUACACAAAGGCAAGAUACUGUCACUUUCAAAGCAAACAUUUUCGAUCGCUGUCGCUGCCUCUCUUCGAGCAUCUGCCUUCUGUUAUGUGUCAGAGGUGGAAGCUCCUGGAUGCACUGUGGACCCUUGUCCUGGUGCCCAUCCUUCCCAACGCUACAAGGGUGAGGCAAGAAAAUGAGGUGUUUGGGGGACUCGGGCCUCAUCCUCAGGGAAGAUGCUGCUGCUCCCGUCUGGUCCUGCUGUUUUGUUCCCCCGCAGAGCGCUGAAAUUGCUCAAAUUAACUUAUUAUUUGCUUGACUGGGCCAAUAUGUUUGUGUUUUGUGUGCAUGUGUGUGCAAGUGCUCGCUCUCUUGCCUUUUCCCUUUCAUUUUAAUCGAACAUUGUGGAGUUGCCACGGAUGACUGUCCAAGAGUUUACCUGCACCAGGUUACCAAAGGCCUUUUUGUAGGCUAACUGAUGUAAAUUCUAUAUAGUUAAAUUUUUUUCCUGGAUGUUUAUGUACUUGAUUUAGUUAAGAACCUGCCUGUGUAUGCACGUAUGUGUGUGUAAGGUUUUAUUGUAUGUGUGUAUCAAGCUAUUCAUGUGGUGAAGCGUUGGUGCGCAUGUGCGUAGGGAGCACACAGGUCACGCAGGAGGUAGCUUGAGUUGUAAUGAACUAUAUUGAUUUUAGAACUGCUGUUGAAUGUCUUUUUCGCAGGGACAUUAUCAGAACAGAGAAACUAUAUAAAAUUGCUGCGGUUUUAACAAUCAAGAUAAAGAAAUAUCUCUGCACCCACUGUUACAGCUGCUCCCUCCCCCCAUAACUGCGCUGCAACGAGCGUCGAAAUGCUCAAAGUUUGGGAAAGUUUGAUUGUGAAGCCAAUUACCCCAUAAUACCUGGAGCCUCGCUUCACAAAGAACAGGGGGAAUGAAAGAGACGAAAGAAUGAAAGAAGCACACCCUCUUUCACAAUCAACCCUUUUCAUUAUUACCAGUUUUUUUUCAUCUCUUUAUGUCAAGAAGUACUCUCUCUUGGAAUUUAAGAUUACAAAGACAUUAUUCAUUAUUCCUCGUUCGCUGUGAAAAGCUCAAUUUAAAGUCCUUUGUGUUUGUUGCUGGGGUAGACUCUUUUUAUUUGUUUCAUUCUGUGCUCUGCAUGUAGGAUUUCUCUCCGUUCAAUGUGGUGGCUUGGCAUGGGAAUUACACACCGUACAAGUACAACCUGAGGAACUUCAUGGUUAUCAACUGUGUGGCCUUUGACCAUGCGGUGAGAGUUUAAGGACACAGAUUUAUUUAUCUGUCUUUGAUUUUUGCCCUUUAAAAGUUUAACCCUGAUUAAAAUGUGCACGUCUUAUUUUACUUUCCCCUCAGGAUCCGUCUAUCUUUACCGUGCUGACUGCCAAAUCCACCCGACCCGGCGUGGCCAUCGCUGACUUUGUCAUCUUCCCCCCUCGAUGGGGUGUGGCCGACCACACCUUCCGUCCACCAUACUACCACCGUAAGACCUGAAUGCCUUGCUGCACCUCUUCACCAAAGUUGCUUGCUCUCAUUUUCAGAGGAGCAUCGAAAGAUCUAGAAUUUACUCAACAGGAAUGUCCCUUUUUUUCUAAUGAGGCGAAUGUAAGUCAAACAAGGCAGCUAGAAGCUAACAUGUCCAUUAACCCAACACACUGGCUGAGUAAAUGACAGUAGGUGAUAACAGUCUACCUGCUCUGUGACUCUUUCUUUUCCACAGUGCCUUUUGUGUGUUCACCACAGAUCUAUAACGCCAUCUAGUGGAAUUAAGUGCUACAGCUUGUAAAGCCAGCUGUGUUGCCUUACAGCUCCACCUGUUUAUCACUUUAGGUAACUGCAUGAGUGAGUUCAUGGGUCUGAUCAAAGGCCACUAUGAAGCCAAAGAGGAGGGUUUCCAGCCUGGGGGGGCCAGCCUGCACAGCAUGAUGACCCCACACGGACCUGAUGCUGACUGCUUUGAGAAGUGCAGCACUGCGGAUCUCAAACCUGAGAGGGUGGCUGAAGGAACCAUGGUAAAAAAAAAGAAAAAAGUCUAAUUAAUAUGUUGAUUAAAGUCAAGUUAACUAGUUUAAUUUCCUUCCCUCAGGCUUUCAUGUUUGAGUCCUCCUUCAGCAUGGCUGUGACCAAGUGGGGUCUGCAAACAUGCCAGAGACUUGACAAGACCUACUACCAGUGCUGGGAGCCUUUGCGCAGCCACUUUGAUCCAAACUGGAAGCCCGGCAAAAAGUAGAGAGCUUUAAGUCAAUGUUUGAGUUAAAAAAGCAAAUAAAACCAUAAUUUCACAUUAAAAUUUUAGUAAUCUAAAAUCCACUUCUAGUGGAGUUUAUGUUGUUGUCUGUGGAAAAAGGCUGCAGAUUUGUUUCUAAUGAGCCACUUUGGAAAGAGUGCUUUUUAUGCUUUUCCUCUCAUUCACUCACUAUAAAAUAAAAACUUUGAUGUCCUGCUAAGAAUAAAUCUGAGGUAGAACUGUGAAAAUGUUUUCAUACAGCGUGCGACACUGUACCCUUUAACUAUUGGUGAGGACUUAUUGAUUACAUGGCAGAAAUUCAUAGUUACUGUGCUUGACAUGACCUGCCUCUUCUGAUCACCAACAUUAGCAUACUUCAGAUGUUCCAAGUCAUCCAGCUGACUUUAGUUAUCUCUUGCAGUCUCAUGAAAGUUUCAUGCAUCCCAGUUCCAUUGUCUGUAUUUUCUUAACUGAUAUAUUUUUAUGGCGUAAAUCACAAUAUAAUACUACAUUUCCUACCCUGGCAGAAAAUUUAUUUUUGCACACAGCAUUUCCACACCCCCUGCUCGCCUGUGCUUAACCAAUAAAAACAGCAUGAUUGUUUUUAACAAUAGAAUUUUAUUGGAUAUAUGAUAAUUACACAGACUGACUUCACAGGGACAUAAAUGAGAUUUUAAUACACCGGAGCUCAAUAUGUCAUACUAAAUGUGCGAUCCAGGGUUCCGUCCUUGAUCAUCCUCUCUUUCUUAUUCUGGAAAACAAACAAUAAAUAAAUAGGUCAGUAAGGUCAAAGAAUUACCACCUGAAGUCUCUUAAUGUUCCUGACAAAUUUCUUCAACUGUGUUUUUAACAUGUGAGCAUUUUAAGAUAACGGAGCCCUGCAGAGUGAGGGAGGCAGAGGCAGAUUUUGAGGCUAACUCCACAUGACAGUAGGGAGAAAAAUGAAAGCAGGCAGCAUUUCAAGCGGGGAGUCUAUUUCAAACAUAAAGGGAACUGACACACAUAAACACACAAAAGAAAUCAAUUGUUCUCCUGCAAGACAAAGUCCCAAUCUUGUCCUACAUUGUUAUUUUGCCGUCUAUGACAGUCAAUGAAGACUUGAGCACUAGUGAGGCACAGGGUGUUGGCAGAAAAAAGCAGAUACAGAUUCCAUCACGGGAAGUGGCAGAGAUUGGAAAUGAAGCUCAAACGCCUGCUGUUAAUGAGGGUGGGUUUUAACAUGCAAUGAUAAGUGGUUAUAAAUGUCUGUUUUGCCUCAUACAACUCAAAGAAUCCCAGCAGGCCAAAAGACAUUAGCCUCUGUCACUGUUUGUGGAACACUAGGACUUAAGUCUCACAACACACACACAAAACUCCAAUGCAUGUGAAUCUGCAGCUUAUUGAAUCAUGAGACAAUAAUUUUAUUUUGCAAUCAAUUAACUAUAAGAACUUGGCACAUCUCAUCUCAUACCCGGUCUGUCUUGAAAAUGUAGUAGAGGACAAAGAGAGGUAAAACUCCGCCCAAAGCGCCCAUCAGAGAUGUCUUGAAUGUGGGCCUGAAGUGCGGUAAGGGGUUGGCACGUGCGUACACCCAACGUGUCAGGGCUGGGUCUUCCUGCAAUGACAAAGAUAAGUUUAUUAAUGUUAAUGAUGGCAAAAAAGAUGUAUAUUGAUGUUAUCGCUGUGCUGCUAAAACUCUUUCAUUCUGUGGCUUA
Messenger RNA from Xyrichtys novacula (pearly razorfish), 8405 nucleotides. The record is from the annotation of a GenBank genome assembly. Lineage: Eukaryota; Metazoa; Chordata; Actinopteri; Labriformes; Labridae.